AUGAGAGAGUCCAGCGAGAGGAACGAAAUCAACGAAAUCCAGUCUGCGUUCGGUCGCGGCCUCGGCCUCGCAGCUGUGCAUGCAACCCACCCACAGCCCGUGCCAAGUGUAAAAGAUGUGCAUGGGCACCGAAUAGAACGAGGCAGACCGGGGCAAGGGCAAAAUCCCAUGCAGAGGAAAGACGCAUCUCUCUCACUCACUCACUCACUCACUGCUCACGCGGUCGAUGUUCAGCGCUUCAUGAAGCGAAUCAGCAUCCUAGAUCUGCAUUGCCUCGCGUUGCAUCCGAGCCUCGCCCGGGCCCACCGAACCACACAUUCUCACCACGCCGGGGCUCGGAUGCAACUACGACCGCGGAACUUACCCCCUGCCUCCCGCCCCCCGCCCCUCCCCGCCCCUCCUCGCCCUGCAACCAACCUUUGUAAACUCCCCGCGUCAACGUCCCUCCGCGACCCUGGCCCGGCCCUGCCCUCGCUCGAGCCCACCGUUAAAUGCGCCCCCGGUAGGCCCAGAGCCUCUCAUGUUCUCCCCGUCGUCACCAGCAGCAGCCCUGCCGAGAGAGAGAGAGAGAUGAAAAGGGAAGGCAGGAGCGCGAUCAGCUCGUAG
Molecule: messenger RNA, 606 nt
Organism: Marchantia polymorpha subsp. ruderalis
Lineage: Eukaryota; Viridiplantae; Streptophyta; Marchantiopsida; Marchantiales; Marchantiaceae
Source: the annotation of a GenBank genome assembly